Molecule: messenger RNA, 1347 nt
Organism: Oryza brachyantha (malo sina)
Lineage: Eukaryota; Viridiplantae; Streptophyta; Magnoliopsida; Poales; Poaceae
Exons: 3
Coding region: 171-1055 (294 amino acids)
Biological process (GO): modification-dependent protein catabolic process; protein ubiquitination
Cellular component (GO): cytoplasm; nucleus
Molecular function (GO): ubiquitin protein ligase binding; protein tag activity
Source: RefSeq, a predicted model, not a curated record
UGCAUGCCAUGCCAUGCGAUGCCAGCCAAUGCGCUAUCUCGAUCUCCAUUAACCUCUUCUCCGUCUUCCUCCUAGCUAGCUAGCUUCUCGCACGCGUUGCCGGCGCCCGGGACGACGGCCAUGAGACCUGUCGCCUGAUCGAGCUGUGGUACGCACGGUGUUGUCGGACAAUGAGGAUCAUGGUGCGGACGCUGCGCGGGGACCGGGUGCUGCUCGAUGUCGACGGCGCCACCACGGUGGCGCAGGUCAAGGGCAUGGUCAUGGCCCGGGAACGCGUCCCGGUGGCCAUGCAGCGGCUCUUCUUCGCCGGCCAGCACCUCGACGGCGACCACCGGACGCUCGCGCACUACGGCGUGCAGCACGACUCCGUCGUCUUCCUUAGCCUCCGCCUCGCCACCGAAGAGUACGUGAAGGAGAUGCACAAUGUGCGACUGAUGCGGCCGGAACCGGUGACGACGAAGCAAGAACUGCAGCAGCAGCAGCAGCAGUUGCAUGUCCAUGGCGCCGUGGACGACGACGGCGCCGCCGAUGAGGAGGAGGAUGUAAUCAAGAGGAAGUCGGCGUCGCGGCGCGCGCUCCGCAAGAUCCUCUCGCGGCUGCACGUGGACGCGUGGACGAGCCAGCACGACGCCAAGCUCCUCGACCUGCUGCUGCGGCUGCGCCGCGCGGGCGGCGGACGGAACGUGGGCGACCUCACCGGCGCGGAGUGGUCGGCCAUCCGCGCCGAGCUGAACGCGGCCACGGGUUCCGGAUUCCCCGUGGAGGAGCUGCAGCGGCGGCUGGGCAAGUUCCGGCAGGAGUUCGAGGCCGCGGGCCGGAUCAAGAACCACCCCCGGUUCAGCUACGACACCCGCCGCCGCGUGGUCGUCGCCAAGAAGGCCGACUGGAAGAACUACAUACUGGAGAACCCGGAGGCGGCGGCGUACGAGGGGAGGAGCGCGCACCUGGGCCGCCUGCGAGCAAUCUUCUCCGGCGACGGCGACGGCGGCGGCGGCAAGAAGCAGAGUUGCCUGAGGAAGCUGCUGCGGAUGUUUGGGCUGCGAUUCAAGCUGUAGAUAGACGAACUGUUCGUCAGUUCUAGAGCAUUUCGAUGAUCUUUACAGUAGUUUCAGUGAAUUCUUUUCUUCGAUUCACAAAAUUCUCCUGCGAUUUUACUGUUUCCAAUCGAAGCUGCAUCACUCCGAGCUGAAGCAACGCAUCUUCAGUUGCUUGAAAUUUGCAAAAGGGUGAUCUGCUGUUGUGGCUUGGUUAAAUACUAAUCAGACUGACAAGUGUUAAAUACUUGGAUGCUUGCGUGUGAUUUAAGCCCGAAUAAAUUGAUCCACGGAUGGCAUCAGCCAGAGUUCU